CAUGACCAGAACAUGUAAUGUUUGCCUGAGACGAGCUACUUCAGGAUGGCUCGCUUCUUGGCUUUGUCGUUUCUGGAAAACACAAUCUGAAUUCAUAUUCUGGUCACAUUCAAACUGGCUGAAAUAGCUUUCCACAUGUUCUAACGGCUUCCCCAUCUCUAGGCUUGGAAUAAUGUGGUCCCAGUUGUUUGAACAAGGAUUUCGGCGAAUAGGGGGAUUGGAUCAAGUCGGCCUGACGAUUCUUCCCCUCGCCCUUGACAGGCAAGGUCAACCUUGUAUAUUCCAAAAGAUGGGUGGGGAAGUCGAUCUUUUGCACAAUGAGUAUUUUCUUGCAGGGAGGUUGGCCCUCAAGAUGUAUAACAUGAAGGGGCUGGUCCUCUUACUUUGAGGAGUUGUUGACGGUUUUGUGCUUCUAUAGUAUACUUCAACAUGGCGGACGUGGACCUCACACAGAACCGGCAAGGGGAGUUGAGGGCUACGACCAUCGCGAUUACCCUUCUUGCUGUCUUUUUUGUUGUUCUCCGAUUCAUUUCUAGGCGGAUGAAAGGGAUUGGUAUUGGUGCUGAUGACAUUAUGAUACUUGUCGCUUUGUUCUUCCUUUUCGCAGCAUCCGUGACAUGUAUAAUAGGAGUCGAAUAUGGACUGGGGAAGCACAUGGCUGCGUUGAGCCUACCAGAAAUUGUUUCGUAUGCCAAGUCUCUGAUCGCGUUUGAAUGUCUAUACGUCACUUGCGUAUGUUUUACUAAAAUCGCUUUGUUGCUGAUGUAUCUUCGGAUUUUCCCAGUCCGAAGCAUCCAAAUUGGCGCUUAUGUCCUCAGCGCUUUGUCCAUAUCUUGGUGCAUCUCUAUCAUCAUGGUCUCAAUCUUCCAAUGUACGCCCAUCGCAAGAACCUGGAACCCCACACUCCCAGGACACUGCAUCAACCUCAAAGGGUCAUUCAUCGGCAAUGCGAUUCCAAACAUUUUGACUGAUGUAGCAAUCUUGGCGUUACCGAUGCAACAAGUCUGGAGCUUGCACACAAGUACGAUGCAGAAGGCUCAAAUUUCUUUUGUAUUUCUCCUGGGUAGUUUUGUUAUUUUCACAAGCAUUUACCGCUUCACAACUCUCUUCCAGUUCCAGCCAGCAGAUAUCACCUGGACUCUAGCAACUGCUGAAGUAUGGUGCGUCGUGGAGUCCGCAUCAGGAAUCAUCUCAGCAUGCCUUCCAACUCUCGGACAUCUUAUUCAAGUAUGCUCGCGUAAGCUAGGAGUUACAAGCGGAUUGACAUGGAGCUCGCGCGCUCGUACACCCGACCCAAGUACGCAACUCCAGACCAUCGGUGGCGGUGGAGGAAAGUCGAACAACAGCAAGAUCAUGAACAGUGGGACAUACGAUGAUAUAAAGCUGAAGACGAAUAAUCAGAGGCCAUUCAGAAGACUGUCAGGCCAGUCUGCUAUGUCGGGAUUGACCGAAGAGCAGAACGACUGGGAACAACACAGUAACAUGAAGUCGACCGUCAGAACACAUGAUGUGGAAAGUGUAGGCAGCGACGAGGUGCCAUUACGGAAGAUUGUCAUAAAGACAGAGCUGGAAUGGCAAGAGACGACUAAGAAGAGUGAUGGAGGAUAUUUCUGAUCUCGUCAAUCAGUCCAUAGCGACGAUACGAUACGUGUAGGAGUAAUGAGGCUGGGGUUGUAAGUGGUAGUCAAGGACGACCGGGAUACAAUUACCAGCAUGGAGCGCGCAAAGAUACGCAGCAAUGGCUCAAACAUGUAUGCCACAUUUCAAGUAGGG
Messenger RNA from Cadophora gregata, 1773 nucleotides. RefSeq lists its product as uncharacterized. NCBI's taxonomy places the organism in Eukaryota, Fungi, Ascomycota, Leotiomycetes, Helotiales, Ploettnerulaceae. The record is from RefSeq and is a predicted model, not a curated record. The transcript has 6 exons. The coding region runs from base 430 to 1614 and encodes 394 amino acids.